Fragaria vesca subsp. vesca is the source of this 1515-nucleotide messenger RNA. RefSeq lists its product as uncharacterized. Lineage: Eukaryota; Viridiplantae; Streptophyta; Magnoliopsida; Rosales; Rosaceae. The transcript is spliced from 11 exons. Gene Ontology annotation, molecular function: protein-containing complex binding. The record is from RefSeq and is a predicted model, not a curated record. Gene Ontology annotation, cellular component: mitochondrion. Bases 245 to 1168 code for a protein of 307 amino acids.
CUAGACUUGCUUCCUCCUCCGUAGUAGCUCUUGGCCGUUAACGAACCACAUGUCCAUUGCCUUUACGCGCCAUCUGUGGUACGUUGUCUCUCCCAAACUCGCUCUUUAUACCAAAUCAGUCGUCUGCGAGAAGAAGCUACACUUUUCCGAUUACUCGUGCUCCGGGCAUUUAUUGAGAUAUUGAAUCGGAGAAAUCUUCAGAAAAAAGCAAGAAGAAAGCAUUGUGUGGAAACGGAAAUUUCAAAUGAGGACGGUCAUCUCGCGGUUGAUCCAUUCAAGAUCAUCACUUCCCAGGCCCUUUAUCAUGACUGCACCUAAAAAUGGGAGGUAUUUCUCAAAUGACUUUAAUAAGGUUGAUGAGCCCUUCAAAGUUGAGGAAGCAGAGACUAUUCAAGUCCCCCCUCCUCCAACAGAGAAGUUGCUUGUGUUGGGUGGAAAUGGAUUUGUUGGCUCACAUGUUUGUAAAGAAGCAUUAGAUCGUGGACUGUCUGUUGCUAGCCUGAGCAGUAGCAGGAAUCAUAACUGGGAUUUUCACAAGGCCACUGGUAUCGGAACGUUUAGGUCUGGCAAGUCAAAGUUACAUGAUUCAUGGGCCAACAAUGUGACCUGGUAUCAAGGGAACCUUCUAUCAACUGAUUCAUGGAAGGAUGCUCUCGACGGUGUCACAUCUGUUAUAUCCUGUGUUGGUGGCUUUGGCUCCAAUUCUUACAUGUAUAAGAUUAAUGGGACUGCAAACAUCAAUGCAGUUAGAGCAGCUUCUGAGCAUGGUGUGAAAAGAUUUGUGUAUGUCUCUGCUGCUGAUUUUGGCUUGGCAAAUUACUUGGUGCGAGGAUAUUAUGAGGGGAAGAGAGCUGCUGAAACAGAGAUACUAACCAAAUUCCCUUACGGAGGAGUGAUUUUAAGGCCUGGAUUUAUUUACGGGACUCGAAGUGUUGGGAGCAUAAAGUUACCUCUUGGUGUAAUCGGUUCUCCGCUGGAGAUGUUAUUUCAACAAACAAGACCUCUCAACCAGCUGCCUCUAGUGGGCCCUCUCUUUACACCUCCUGUGAAUGUUACGGCUGUAGCAAAGGUUGCUGUUAGAGCAGCUACUGAUCCCGUCUUCCCUCCUGGGAUUGUUGAUAUCUACGGGAUUCAACGUUAUACUCAGACUCAGCAUAAGUCCAAGUAGAAGUUUUAGAUGUGCUGUUCGCUUCCCUUUUUGUUUGUAUUUGUCACUAACGGAGUGUGAUAUUAAGCUGUCAGAAGUUUUCUAGUUGAGAUUUUCGUUCUUCUCUUAGCAGUCAUGUGAAGAUCUAUUGGAUUUUUUUUACCUUUCUGGUGCAAUCAUUAAUAAAUAUACAUCCACUGAUGAAAUAAAGAAAGGAAGCAUUUGAGAACUGAAACCUCAGGAUUUUAACUGCAACUUGGUGCCUUAUUUUGGGUUUUAUCUUGCUUUAGGUUGGAUGAGACUUCAAGUGCUACUUUGUUGGAUAAGUCAUUAAUAUGUGAUAUGAUGAGUACAUGAAUGCUUAAGAA